This is a messenger RNA of Lolium perenne, 417 nucleotides long. NCBI's taxonomy places the organism in Eukaryota, Viridiplantae, Streptophyta, Magnoliopsida, Poales, Poaceae. The record is from RefSeq and is a predicted model, not a curated record.
AUACUACAGAAUAUGGAGAACUCUAUAUCUGGUAUGAUUGAGGAACAAAACGAGUACGUCGGCUAUAAUUCCGAUGACUCUGAAAUGGAGGAAAAUUUGCAGCACGAAGCCGGCUGGAGCGAAGACGAGUUUGAUAUUGCGUACGAUGAAUUUGAUAAUGAUGACAACCAUGGUGAACACACAGACGAUCAAAAUGAUGAGAACCAUGGUGAACACACAGACAGUCUAAAUACUAGUGAGGCACAAUUUGACACGCAGCUUGAGUACGACUAUUACGGUGAAUCUGACUUGGACACGGGCCACACUGAUGAUGUGGAAGGUGCAUCAGUUCCUGAGGAUUCUGUUGACAUGAGCCAGGCGACGCCAAGCGCUAGUCAGCCUGAGAAACCACAGAAAGGUAGCAAUGGCAAUGAAUAG